AUUCUGGAAAUUGAAAGGAAAAGUUGAUUACGACACUGUUGCACUGCGCUUUGACAAGGUCGCCGGAGCAAAGCAGAGUGUCGCCACGGACAAGGUCGCCGGAGCAGACACAUUCAUAGGAGCGAAAGCUAUAGGGAUCGCAGACCAAAACAGAGCACAGAAAGCAGAAAAUCCCAGACCAAAUCGUAGAAAAAAUCCAGUCGCGGAGCCAAAUCGCAGUUGCCGGAAAAACACAGAGAAGUCGCGCAACAGAAACGUAAAGUCUCGCAGAACAGAGUGAAGAAGAAAGGAAGAAGUCGCAGUGCGGAGUUUUUGGGAUUUUAGGUUCCAACUCCUUUAAUGAAGUCGGGUUGGGUCGCGGGUCGUCUUCUCUGUACAUCGGAAUCGUGCGUUUUCAACGUUUUUACGUCCCAGCAAGAACGAUCCCACCAUUUCAACGUUUUUACGUUGGUUUCUUCAACUUUCGAUUUGGUUUCUUCAGUUUCGAUGCAAUCACUCACCGUCCACUUCAUCGAGGUUCUCUGUCCGAGAAACUUUUCAGGUUAGCUACACCUUUCGCUCAUAAUCCCUCCACCUUUAAUCUUCUUCUUCCUCGUCAACCGCUCAGUGCAAAAGCGACUUUUAGUUUCCUUACAUUACUGAAGACCGAAGAAUCAGAAGAACUUGUAUCUCCUAUUGACUUUGAAGCUCUGUUGGUCAAAGCAGCAAAUACUUUCUUUUUGGUUGUAUUUUAUCUCCAUUGGACCUUGGCACUCUUUAAUUUGGUUAAAGCUCAAUGUUCUAUCUCAGCAGAAUCAAUCACAAAUUGCGCCUGCCUCCUUCUCGUCUUGCUCUUCCCAUUCAAGAAGCUAUACAUAUUGAGCUUGAGAAACUUUUCUUAGAUAAGGUCAUAGCAAACUUGGGCCUUUGCAUUUAUGUUUAUGAUAUUAUAUCCAUUGAGGGUGGAUUUGUCUUCCCGGGUGAUGGGGCUCCAACUUAUACGGUGGUGUUCAAUUUGGUUAUGUUUCGUCCAUUUGUGGGGGAGAUUAUUACGGCAAGGCUUCUUUCAUCUGAUGCUGAUGGCUUACGAUUAACCCUUGGAUUCUUUGAAGAUAUUUAUGUUCCUGCGCAUCAUCUGCCCAACCCAAACCACUUUGUGGCUGAGCCAGUAAAUAGCAAGAAAGGCAUAUGGUUUUGGGAUUUUAAUGGGCAAUCAUAUGCAAUUGAUGAUACUGAUGUGAUCAAAUUCCGAGUUCAAAAUGUGAGUUACCCACCAAUUCCAGUUGAACAACCAAAAGAAUCAAAGCCAUUUGCUCCUAUGUUGAUUACUGGAUCGUUAGAUCAUGAUGGUCUGGGCCCUGUUUCUUGGUGGUUUGCCGAAGAGGUUGAGGAGGACGAGCAAAGGAUUCAAAAGAUGGUGAAAUUUUUGUCAAGUGACAAUUUCUAGUGUAUAUAAAUUAGCGUGAUAUCCACUGAAAUUUGGAUUCAUUUCAACGAUAUAAGUUAUAGCUUUCUUGUUGAAAUAUGGUUUAGUAUAAAUUUUAAUGAGUUUUCAAACACAUAUUUCAUUCGUAGAUUACGUUCAGCCUUGGGCUUAGAAGAAAUUGUUCUUGGUACGAUAUGAGAAAUUAGUGGUUUGGUUGCGACUCAACAUCAUUGAAUAUGCCCUUGUUUCAAUUCCU
Messenger RNA from Abrus precatorius (Indian licorice), 1661 nucleotides. Its product is annotated as DNA-directed RNA polymerase III subunit RPC8. Gene Ontology annotation, cellular component: RNA polymerase III complex. The transcript is spliced from 10 exons. Bases 776 to 1426 code for a protein of 216 amino acids. The record is from RefSeq and is a predicted model, not a curated record. Lineage: Eukaryota; Viridiplantae; Streptophyta; Magnoliopsida; Fabales; Fabaceae. Gene Ontology annotation, biological process: transcription initiation at RNA polymerase III promoter; DNA-templated transcription.